AUGCGCAGCGACAUUCGCAGCAGUUUGGCACUUAUGCAAAGAGCAAGCAUCUUGCAGGCAUCUGUGGUGGCUGCAAAAACUGGUGACACCACGCAGCGGGAGUGGCGGCAGCAGUCCGUCCUUGGCGUCCUUGAUGCUGCUGGAGCCUCUCCCCGGUCCCCUGGUGGUGUCACGCACGAACUCAGCCGGGCACAGCUGUCUUCCCACGAGCAGCGUCAACUGCGCACGGGCAGCGGAGCGGGAGGUGGUGGCCACCCUUCAUCGUCGUCGCGGCAGUCGCGACAGCACAGCCCUCUCGACCCUUCCUCAGCAGCUGGCAGGGACACCCAGCACCACCACAGGAGCCAGGGUGACCUCAGCAGUCUGGGGUCGUCGACUUUCAGCGGUCUUGAACGUUGCGGGCCAUUGGUGCAGCCAGUUGCCCCAGCACAUGGGCUCGACUACCAGUCGGACAGCUCCAGUGAGUGGCACAGAAAGCAAGUCCUGCAGGCUGUAUAUGUGCUCGAGUGCUUCCUCGGUGUUGCUUUCAGCAGCGAAAAACCGCUGCGCAAGGGCAAAGCCUGCGGCUACGUCAGCAGCCCGCGGUAG
Rhipicephalus sanguineus (brown dog tick) is the source of this 588-nucleotide messenger RNA. RefSeq lists its product as uncharacterized. The record is from RefSeq and is a predicted model, not a curated record. Lineage: Eukaryota; Metazoa; Arthropoda; Arachnida; Ixodida; Ixodidae. The coding region runs from base 1 to 588 and encodes 195 amino acids. The transcript is spliced from 4 exons.